Molecule: messenger RNA, 1684 nt
Organism: Fopius arisanus
Lineage: Eukaryota; Metazoa; Arthropoda; Insecta; Hymenoptera; Braconidae
Product: protein shisa-4
Exons: 4
Coding region: 154-513 (119 amino acids)
Source: RefSeq, a predicted model, not a curated record
GUUGCAUGGGACAUGAACAUCAGUUGUAAGUGAUUGUUCCUGCGUAACGCUUCAGUGCUUCCUACAUCCCACUUCCAUUUACAUUUCUUCUGCAGAGUUAAGCCAAGCCAAUCCAAUCGAAAUCACUUUCAUUACAACAAACUCGACAAAAUUAUGUCUCGAUCAAUGCUAGUUCUCCUAAUUGCGUUGGGUGCCACAACAGUCCAAGCAGAAAUGGACUGUAAUUUUGGGACAAGCUCAAACUUCCUGGAAAAGAGCUUGAAUACCUGUCCCGGAAUCCUUGAUAGCAGUGACAAGGCGUUCUGCUGCGUGGGGACAAAUAGUAUUCACUGCUGUGAUGCACAAGAAUUUGCACUGUCAACAGGAGUUAUCGGUGUUGUUGCUAUAAUCAUCGCAGUCGUUGGAACUGUGUCAAUAAUCAUCUUCUGCAUCAGUUGCCUCUGCUGCUCUUGCUGCCCAUGGUACAGAAGGCGUCACCGUGGUACCGUCUACGGAAGACCCCCAAUGGCUUGAAUCCUCACUCCAUCGAGUAUCAACUCAAAAUAAACAUUAAUUCUAUCCAAUAUUUUUUGCUUUCGUACUGUUAUAAUAUAACGAAAAUGACAUUAACUCAUAAUUCUUAAUUGUGAAGUUUGAUUUUUAUAGCUUUGUCAAUACAUUCCGGUAAUAUUAAGAUGCUUUUUCGUAAAUAGAACGAAACAGUCGUUGUCUACGGGUAGAUAAAUGGUCGUUUCAUGUAUUCAUUUGAAGGGUCGUUUUUUCACGAAAAAUAUUCGUGGAAUUCGUAAAGGAGAUAUUUAAUUUGAUAAUUUGAUAAUUAAUGUAGAUAUUAAAUCGAUCUCAAGGUCGUCUUUUCAAUAAUACCUUCAGUUUUCCAUUCAAUUCGCAUAACAUCAAUGUUAUAUUCACUGCUUUUUUUCGUAAAUUAGGCAUUUCAUUGCAUAAUAUUCAAGAGGUCUCAUAGAGGGCAAAAUUUUCGACAAAAACAGCACUCCUACCGCAAACUCAAACUUAAAUUGAAUCAUUGGAAAUCCGAUCAGUUUCUCAAAACGCGCCUAAGCUUCCGCUUUUUAUCAUUUCUCAUUUAUCUUAUACCUCGAUAAUUUCAAGAGAAAAUUUAUCACAAAAAGUAUGAUUCGACAUGUCCUGCGAAGAUAAUUUGUUACCUAGAUAAUUUCACGUUUAACAAAAUGCAACGAAUUCAUUGAUUUCAUUUACGAUUGAUUACGUCGUAUCACUUCAUUACUGAAUUCAUUAGUUGGCGUCUCUUCAAUGGGGAUCAGUGUGUCACGAAGUGCUUGUGUGUCUACGUAAAUGGAUGAAAAAUCAAACACUACGAUUUUCAAUAUACACUGUACAAAAAUGAAAAAAAAACAAAGACAAAAACAAAUCGACACACAAACUAUUGAUAAUAUUAUGUCAAUCUUAGUUAACACAUUAGAGGCCCAAAUGUUACUAUGGAAAAUAAUUAUUCACGUUGAGUAUUUAAGUUAAACAGAAAGAGAGCCAAUAAAAUGGUGAUCAGUACCUCAUUUACCUGGUGCAUCAAUUGUUGUGCACCAGCUUACAACAAUGAAACAUUUCUCUGAAAUAUAUAUUUUUAAAAUAACAAAAUAUUUUUUGUAUGCUCAAUUAUAUAAUCUCAUGAUGACAUGUUUGCUUAAUAAAAAAUAAUUGACAGCAA